This is a messenger RNA of Glycine soja, 1627 nucleotides long. RefSeq names its product ADP,ATP carrier protein 1, mitochondrial-like. Gene Ontology annotation, molecular function: ATP:ADP antiporter activity. The coding region runs from base 135 to 1301 and encodes 388 amino acids. The transcript is spliced from 4 exons. NCBI's taxonomy places the organism in Eukaryota, Viridiplantae, Streptophyta, Magnoliopsida, Fabales, Fabaceae. Gene Ontology annotation, cellular component: mitochondrial inner membrane. The record is from RefSeq and is a predicted model, not a curated record. Gene Ontology annotation, biological process: mitochondrial ATP transmembrane transport; mitochondrial ADP transmembrane transport.
CAUGUAGACCUAGGUCGCAAUAAGAAAGGCUCCACUAUUCUCCAUUUCACUUCGUUCAAAGCACGCCGUGUUUCGCUAUCUCUCCCAUUCUCUCGCAUCUCAAUACCCUUUUGAUUUGUGAAAGGAAAGCAAACAUGCUUGAUCAGGUCCAACACCCUACAAUCAUGGACAAGGUUGCUGGCCAGCUCCAUCUCCGUUCUGGUGUUUCUGGUAUUAGGAGUUAUGAAGGAGCCUACUGCCACCCCACAAUGUACCAAAGACCCUCUUUUGGGAAUUACUCGAAUGCUGCAUUGCAGUAUCCUGUGAUGCCCUCAUGCAAAGCUACUAUGGAUUUGUCUGCUGCUGCAACAACUGCCUCCCCCGUCUUUGUUGCUGCUCCAGCAGAGAAAGGCCAUUUUCUUAUAGACUUUCUCAUGGGAGGUGUUUCAGCAGCUGUCUCAAAAACUGCUGCUGCUCCCAUUGAACGUGUUAAGCUUUUGAUCCAGAACCAGGAUGAGAUGAUCAAAACUGGUAGACUUUCUGAGCCCUACAAGGGUAUUGGUGAUUGCUUUAAGAGAACAAUGGCAGAUGAGGGUGUUGUUUCUCUAUGGAGAGGAAACACUGCAAAUGUCAUCCGUUAUUUCCCUACCCAGGCUUUGAACUUUGCAUUCAAGGACUACUUCAAGAGGCUUUUUAACUUUAAGAAGGAUAGGGAUGGCUACUGGAAAUGGUUUGCUGGCAACUUGGCCUCUGGUGGUGCUGCUGGUGCUUCAUCCCUUUUGUUUGUUUACUCUCUUGACUAUGCCCGUACCCGUCUUGCCAAUGAUGCUAAGGCUGCAAAGAAGGGAGGAGAGAGACAGUUCAAUGGCCUUGUUGAUGUCUACAGGAAGACAUUGGCAUCUGAUGGUGUUGCUGGGCUCUACCGUGGUUUCAACAUCUCAUGUGUUGGAAUCAUUGUGUAUCGUGGUCUGUACUUUGGAUUGUAUGAUUCCGUGAAACCAGUUGUCCUCACCGGAUCAUUGCAGGAUAGCUUUUUUGCCAGCUUUGCCCUCGGAUGGCUCAUCACCAAUGGUGCAGGUCUUGCAUCAUACCCAAUUGACACUGUUAGAAGAAGAAUGAUGAUGACCUCUGGUGAAGCUGUCAAGUACAAGAGUUCCUUGGACGCAUUCACACAGAUCCUCAAGAAUGAGGGCGCCAAGUCCUUGUUCAAGGGUGCCGGUGCUAACAUCCUCCGUGCCGUUGCUGGUGCUGGUGUGCUUGCUGGUUACGACAAGUUGCAGGUUCUUGUGUUCGGCAAGAAGUAUGGUUCUGGUGGUGCUUAAUUUCAGUGCUGAGUCAGUGUUAUUAUUAUUGUUUUUUAGAUGGCGAUGAUAAAAACCGUUCUGAGUUUCAAGAGUUUUUUAGACUAAUGGCUGCCGCAAAUUUUGUUUAAUAAAUUUUCUAGAUGGGAUAUUGUCCCAAAAACCGUUUUUAAAUUUCAUCAUGAUGGAAAUUUUACAUUGAGAAUAUGAUUUAUUUGAGUGGCAGGGAUAAGUGGCUGUCACUUGGAAUUCCAAUUUAAUGAUUUUAAAAUGUUACACAUUAUUGUUCAAGUUCAAGAUUGUCAAUUCGUCAUAUUUUUAGAAUAAAGUGCUGAUGAUUGUUUUGC